This is a messenger RNA of Thalassophryne amazonica, 767 nucleotides long. RefSeq names its product FA core complex associated protein 24 (gene faap24). Gene Ontology annotation, biological process: interstrand cross-link repair. NCBI's taxonomy places the organism in Eukaryota, Metazoa, Chordata, Actinopteri, Batrachoidiformes, Batrachoididae. The transcript has 4 exons. The record is from RefSeq and is a predicted model, not a curated record. Gene Ontology annotation, molecular function: chromatin binding. The coding region runs from base 80 to 736 and encodes 218 amino acids. Gene Ontology annotation, cellular component: Fanconi anaemia nuclear complex.
AAAGUUUGUUUAUUUUAGCUAACGGUUAGCAUUAGUGUGCCUGAUUCCAACAUUGUUCUCAGCCAUUCACGAAAUAAAAAUGAAUUUUCCGACGAGAAGUAAAGUGCUGAACGCGGUUCCUCCUUACGGACACAUUAUUGCCAACGACAAAUGGAGAAACGCCUCACUUAUUCAACACUUAAUGGCUGGUGGAGUGAAAAUCCUGUUUGACAGUCAGCUGGAUGAAGCGGAUUUCUACCUGCCCAACAAAAGCUGCAUCCUGUACGUGUCCGAGUGUGACGUCAUCGCAGGCAGCGGCUACAAGAGGAAGCUGGUUCGCUACAGGAAUGCCAGCAGCAGUUUCCAGGAGCUGGUGUUGGUGGAGAACACCAGACUCAGCGAGCAGUACUUCGGCGCAGUGCAGAGGUUCGUGGUCUUUGACCUCGGUCUGAUGUUGUUACCUGUAAGUGGACAGGCAGAGGCCUCGCAGCUCAUCGCUCAGAUUGUUCAGAGUGAGAGCAGAGAAAACCCUUUCAAGAGGAGAACUUCAUCUCAGCUGGUGGAUCCACUGGUCCUGGCUUUGGUCCAGCAGAUCCCUGGAGUGGGCCAGGUCAAAGCCAGGGCUCUGCUACAGCACUUCACCAGCAUCCACCAGCUGUGUAACGCCACCCCAGUGGAGCUGGAACCCGUCGUCGGCCCGGCUGCUGCUCAGCACGUCCACAGCUUCUUCCACAAACCCACAGCGACUGGAACCUGAAGCUGCUCCUUAAAGCCUGGUGGUUCUAUGU